CGAGGCGAAUCGCAAACAAGGAAGUAACGCACACAGGAAGGGCAGCAGUUCCGCACUGGGGGUUAAAAAAAUCAUCGGUGGUUACUAAUAAAUCCCGAGGCCUGAAUAAAUAUUCGGUUCUUCUGCGUUAUUUGCCAUCCUUUUCUCUACAUUUACACGGACAACCAAGACCAUGAACAACAAAGGUUCUUAUCCCCAGCAGAGCCCAUAUCCCCAGCAGGCUACUGCACCCCUGUAUCCCCCAGCUAUGCAGGUGUCCUCCCAGGCACCACCUUACUCUGAUGCCCCUCCUUCUUAUUCUGAGAUAUACCAGCCCAGAUACAUGCACCCUCCCCAGGCUCCAGGCCAGCUGCCCCAGAUGUCCAGCUCCUAUCCCGGUGCCCAAAUGUAUAUGUCCCUUCCCCAGACUGUCCCUGUGGCACCUGUGGGCCCCAACGUGCCGAUGGCAUACUACCCCGUGGGUCCUGUCUAUCCAGCAGGCUCCACUGUGCUUGUGGAGGGGGCGUACGAUGCGGGGGCCCGCUUUGGAGCAAGCGGCACUGCCUCUAUCCCUCCUCCGCCCCCGGGGCAGCACCCCAAUGCAGCCCAGCUUGCAGCCAUGCAAGGCGCCAAUGUGGUGAUGACACAGCGCAAGAGCAAUUUCUUCUUGGGGGGCUCAGGUGGGGGCUACACCAUCUGGUAACAGUGAGGCCUCCACAUCCCGAUCACUCUUUCUGACCUCCCUCUGGGCUACUUGCUACAAACGAUACUGACAUUGUUUAACAGAAUGUAAUAUUUUAGCGCCCGGGGACCUGGUACAGAAUCCCACUGUUACUGAAGAAAGGGUGGGGUUGAGAUUGCCCUCCACCCACCAUGUCUUUGUGGAAAUCUUUCAGAUCAUUGGUCUAUGUGAGGGUAGCACAUCCAGCCUAAGGGCAUAAAGAAAGCUAAUUGCUACAGUUAUUAUGGUAUUCUGUUGUAGUUUCUUCAGUAUACUAGUUUGUCUAGACAGGGUACCUAUUUUGGUAAUAACUCCCUCAAAUUAUACACUGAAAAACCUUGUCAGAUAUGCACAAUCAUUGAAUUAUAUGAUCAUGUUUGUUUUAAUCUGUCAGCCCCCUCCCCCGUAAAACUAUAUAUAGCCAAGUCUUCCUUAUCUUUACUUGCUUAUAAAGGCUGAAAUGAAAUUUAAAAAAUAUGAAAACAGUGGUUUGCUGUACCUGUUUGACGGGCAAAGGAAUAUUAUCAGGUGCCUAGAUUUUUCAUUUGUCAGCACCUUGAACAAAACAAAAAAAUACAAGAAAUGUAUCAAUAUCCAUAAGUGUAUAUUCAAGCCGUAGAUGGAUGGCGGGAAGAGUUGUUGGCCCUUGGUUUUACUUUUGUCGGAUACCCAGAGUUUAGUUCAUAAUAUAAACUUUAAAUAUGUUAAGUUAGUAUAAAAUAUCUCCUUGUUCAAGGCUAAAACCAUGUAUUCUCGUGCUUGUUCAUGUACAAGUACUUGAAUCAUGAAUUACGUAAGCCUUGUUGGCAUUGUCGUUAUAUCAUUUGUAAAUUUAUAUUUAGAUGCUACAGCAAGGAAUUUUAAUUGAAAACUGGGUCGUAUAUAAACAUCACCAUUGUAUUGAUUUAAAAAGUAACUUGUAAAAUUUGAGGUACUGUUGCUAUUUAGGGUCUAUCACACCUGCACGCCCUCUCCACAAAUAAGUGUGUAUGUUUUCUCUGAGAGGUGUAUUAAAGCAGGCAUUUGUAUAACUGCACAGUGAUUAAUUUAGCAUGUUUUUUUGCACAUUUGUAUUAAUUUUCUUUUUCUUAAAUUAAUAUGCAACAUUAUUGUAAUUUUGAUUAAAGACUGUUUUCAUCUAUUAA
This is a messenger RNA of Brienomyrus brachyistius, 1845 nucleotides long. RefSeq names its product DAZ-associated protein 2-like. NCBI's taxonomy places the organism in Eukaryota, Metazoa, Chordata, Actinopteri, Osteoglossiformes, Mormyridae. The coding region runs from base 173 to 682 and encodes 169 amino acids. The record is from RefSeq and is a predicted model, not a curated record. The transcript is spliced from 4 exons.